Durio zibethinus is the source of this 870-nucleotide messenger RNA. NCBI's taxonomy places the organism in Eukaryota, Viridiplantae, Streptophyta, Magnoliopsida, Malvales, Malvaceae. The record is from RefSeq and is a predicted model, not a curated record.
AGAGGAGACAAGAAGGUAGUGGCGGUGGAGUUCACGAUGAUGAAGCCACAGCUGAUGGUGGAAGCACCAAAGGUAGUUGAUGCAGUGCAAUUCUACAAGACUGCGUUUGACGCUAUCGAUAAUAGCUAUACUCUUUACCCCAAGUGCAAGGCUGAGCAGGAGCUUCUUCAUAUCCUUUCUAUUCAGUUUGAGCUCAUUGGCUCUACCAUUCUCGUAUCAAACAUUGCUAGUAACUCUGCUUCUGUGAAAAGUGAAGAAACUGGAUGUGUGCUUUGCAUCAAAACUGAGGACGUGAAAGUUGUUAUAGCCAAAGUAGUGAGCACUAGAGUCAUUGUAGAGGGCAGUGAUGCAUGCUGUGGUGGGCAUGUAGGCAAGGACAAGGCUCCCUAUGGAUAUAGUUGGCUCAUCUGCUCUCUUGCCAAGAAUGUUGCUGACGUCCUUACACUGUUAGGAUCUGGUUCUUUUUUGCUUUUGAAUUCUGAAAAAAGUAUAGAAAACAGGCAGAGAAAGUUUAUACCUGCCUAUCUACGUUGGCCUCAUAUGCAAGCUGAUCAAGUUCUAGGGCUAAGUACCAGAAAAAUUGGAGGGAGGUUUUGGAAGCACCACCGAUCUUUCUCUGUUCGCUCUACAUGCCAUGCUAUUGUUAAACCAUUUACCAUGAGAUAUGUUAAUACUGGUUCAGAUGAUCACCUAGUCAAAAUUAGGUCUAUGAAAACUGCAUUUUGCUUGGCUAGCUGCUGUGGACAUGAAGGUGAUGUAACUGGCUAUGGGUUGCCAGUUUUAGUUUUACGAGGACAUACUGGAGCUGUAAUUGCCAUUACAUUUAGUCCUAGGCCCUACCUUUGCUUCCCAACUUUAAUUGUCAUUUGA